This is a messenger RNA of Amphibalanus amphitrite, 7075 nucleotides long. RefSeq lists its product as uncharacterized. The record is from RefSeq and is a predicted model, not a curated record. Gene Ontology annotation, molecular function: nucleic acid binding; zinc ion binding. Lineage: Eukaryota; Metazoa; Arthropoda; Thecostraca; Balanomorpha; Balanidae. The transcript is spliced from 2 exons. Gene Ontology annotation, biological process: DNA integration. The coding region runs from base 3105 to 6275 and encodes 1056 amino acids.
UCGAUACAGGUAUUGGUUUGUAUGUAGCUUGUAAGUGUGUCAUUUCGAUAUGUGUUGAUUAUUAAGCAGCUUCACAUGAUAAAACGAAAUGGCGAUGCUGCGAAGGCAAUCUGGCGCUGCGCCAAAUUUGUGGACAAUUUUUUGUUGAGCUUGUCGAUCGACCACAAACGCAAAUGAGCGAUAAUUCUGAUAGUUGUGUGUUAUUUAUUCGCUUACGAUAUGGUAUAUCGGUACAGUUGUGAUAUAUUUUCCUCUUUUGUGUGCAUUUCAGCGUUGUGCUAAUGGCGCUUAUACGAGGUCGAAGUUGGUGCGACCAAGAACCCGUUUUGCACGCUGAGACUUCGCAUGGGAGGCAAAACUUGUCGUUACGGCACCACGGCAGUGAAUACAGCCCGUUCGACGACAACUCCCCGUCUCUGCAAACGGCGUGCGAACAUCAGUAACGACAAGUUUGACGUCCAGGACUGCACGCGGACUGCACACGCGCCUGACCGACAUCAUGGAUCUGGAUAAACUGCAAGUUGCUGAGCUGAAGCGGGAGUUAGAUAGGAGGGGAGAAGACACAAGAGGUACAAAAUCUGUUCUACGAGAGAGGUUGGGGCAAGUGUUAAAGGAAGAACUUGCACAGAGUGCUCUAGGUGAUAAGGUUAGUGUUAAGUCCAGUCCUGAGCAGGAGCAGGAGCUGAAAGACGUCAAGGAAGGUGCGGAAGGUGCCAGAUCAGUGAGAUCUGGCUCGUCAUCGACAAGGACAUCCAGCAAGGCUGCUUCAGUGGCUUCGGAGCGAGCCCUGGAGGCAGCAAGGAGGGCGGGACUGCGUACCAAGGCAGCGGCAUUGAAGAAAAGACAUGAGCUUGAAGCGAUGCAAGAGGAGCUAAGAAGAAAGAAGGAAGAGCUUGAAGUUCAAGCUGAGCUUGAUGAAAGUCUGGCAAAAGAAGAAGUACUGGCUCAGUUUGAAAGGGAAACACUGAUGACGUCACUCGAGGAACGUGUGAUGAAAGCACAUGAACAAGAAGAAAGAAAUGAACAAGAACUGCCAAGACAUGAACCAGAAAUGAAACAAGAAAUGAAAAGAGAUGAACCAGAACAGGAACAUGGGCAAAGAAAUGAACAAGAAAUGAGAAAUGAAAUGAGAAAUGAACCAAGAACCAGAAGCGAAUCAAGGAAAACAAAUGAAGCAAGAAGGGUAGAUCAAGAACUGAAGAAACGUGAACAAGAAGCAAGAAAUAAGCGAGAACCCAGAAAGCAUGUCCGAGAAAGAAGACGUGAAGAAGAACCAAAUGGUGAAGAAGAGCCCAGGGAAAUUGAAGAAGACGAAGAAAGCUCAAGAGAAGAAGCUCGAUCAACAAGAAUGAAAAGAAGCGAAGUAGAGAUAGCAUCAGUGCUUCCAAACCUGAAGAGACUGGGAAUGCAACCCCCGGAACUGAUCGCGUUCGACGGCAAGGAAGAGGAGUUCGCUCAAUUUCUGGCCGCAUUUGAGGCAAACAUAGCCGCCAACCUGGACAGCGAAGAAGAAAAGCUGUUAUAUCUGCUACAAAUGACGAAGAAGAAACCUCAUGACAUUGUAGCAACGUGUACCUACCUGGGACAAAAGGGAUAUCAAGAAGCCGUGCGUCUGCUGAAGGCGAGGUACACCGACUUCACAUCGGCGAGAGCGAGCCUGAUUGACAAAGUGUUGAGUCAUCCACCCAUCAGAUAUGAGGACGUUGAAGGUCUUGACAGCUUUACCAUCCUGCUGAGAGGCGUUCUGAACGCCCUUCACUCGACGUCAAGAGGUGGUCUAGAGCCAGGCACAAUAUGCAAGAUCAUCGAGAAAGUACCAUGGAUGGCAGAUCGGUGGCGCAGGACGGCUGACCGAAUCCAGCAAGAGCACCAGCGCCAAGCGAGCUUCACGGAUCUGGUCGACUUCAUGGAAACAGAAGCACGGAUCAGCAAGAACCCUGCAUAUGGAAGACAUGUGCUGGCCACGCGAGCAAGACCAGAGAGAGGUCCUCAAGAAGCUCAGCGAAUGCAGGUCAGAAGAUAUCAGGAUAGUCGAAAGGACACCAAGCACUCAGAACACCAGUUCAGUCAUGAAAGAAGUCGAGCUUAUGCAAGUAGCAUGAAGCAGCCAGAGAAGUGCUUCUACUGCGAUCAGCCCCACGAACUUGAAGUGUGUAGAGCAUUCGAAGCGAAAUCGGAGCAAGAUAAGUCACAGUACGUGCGUCAAAAUGGACUGUGUUUCGGCUGUCUAAAGAAAGGACACCUCUCCAAGAACUGUGAGCAAAGAAGCCGCUGCAAGAAAUGCGAGAAAUCACAUCCUACGAGUCUGCACAGAGAGCCACCUGCAAACGCCAACGUGGUGAAGUCGGGACAUGUAUCGCAGGCAUGUGAAGGUGGUGGAAAGCUUCAGGUGCUUCCAAUAUCAGCCAACUUCGGCGAUCGCUCCGUGGGAACUGGAGCUUUCAUCGAUGCUGGCAGCACACACUCUUUCAUAACACGGAAGCUGGUACGUCAGUUGGGCAUGCAACCAGAGGAGAAAACGUCCGUAGUGAUGUCGACUAUAAAUGGAGAACGAAGAAUGAAGACAGCUCUGGUCACUGGUGUGAGCAUCGGAUCUGAAGACGGCUCUCAUCUAGUCGAGCUCCCAGUACUCUACGUUGUCGAUCACAUCCCCGUCGAAGAGGAGGACGUAGCACGCCAAGAGGACGUCGACAAGUGGCCACAUCUUCGAGAACGUGGAGUCAAGAUCGGCUGGAUGGAGAGGAUGGACAUUGGCCUACAUACUCAUCGGUGCGAACGCCGGUGUGGUGUCAGAACCCGUGGAAGUGGUGAAUCGCCCUGGUCAGGAGGGCCCAUAUGCUGUCAGAACUCGAUAUGGUUGGCUGGUGUGUGGAGUACAGGGCAAGACGGGACCAGGUGCUCAUGUCGCACGAAUCAAUCGCAUCAAGAUCCUGGAGGAUCCCGAUCUGGAAUUCUUCGACAGUACCGAUAGUCGCAGAGGCUAUUCAGUGGAAGACGUCAAAUGGUGUCUCAAGGUCGAGGAUUCAUGCACCAAGAAUGGCGAGAAGUACGAGAUAGGACUACCGUUUCGAGAUGCCAAACCAGAUCUGCCAGACAACCGCGUGAUGGCAGAAAGAAGACUCGAAUCGUUGAGAAGGAAAUUCGACAGGGACGGAAAAUACGCAGCUGACUACAAGGCGCAGAUGAAGAAGCUGCUGAAUGAAGGCUAUGCCGAAGAAGCACCAACAGACUCCGGAAGUGGAAAGGGGGAUCACUGGUACAUCCCACACCACGGUGUGUACCAUCCCACCAAGAACAAACUGAGGGUAGUAUUCGACUGUAGUGCUACCUACAACGGAAUCAGCUUGAACGACGUGCUAUUGCAAGGCCCGAAUCUAUCAAACUCACUGGUCGAUGUUUUGAUUCGCUUUCGUCAGGAGGUGGUAGCCUUCACGGGCGACAUUGAAUCAAUGUUUCUGCAGGUGAUGGUGCCAGAGAACGACAGAAACUACCUGAGUUUCCUGUGGUGGCCGGACGGUGAUGUCAAUGGCGCGGCCCAGGUCUACAGAAUGACAACACAUCUAUUUGGAGCUACGUCCAGCCCCAGCUGCGCAAACUAUGCUCUCCAUCGAACCGCCGAGGACUUUGGAGCUGCGUACUCUCCUGAAGUCAAGAUGGCCCUGAGACGAGGCUUCUAUGUUGACGAUGUCUGUCAGGCGACGACGUCAGAAGCAUCAGCUGUGGAGUUGGCGAUGAACCUGAAGCAGCUCUGCGCCAUGGGUGGCUUCAACCUGACUAAGUUCAGCUCCAACAGCGUUGAAGUGCUCAGAGCGCUGCCAGAGGAGAACAGAUCGAAAGGAAAUCCUCAACUAGGACAAGAAACCCCGUCAAGUGAGAGAGUUCUAGGUGUACGCUGGGACACGGAAAGAGAUGAACUCGGUUUCAGCCUCGACAUCGCUGCACUCGAAAGAAAACCGAGGACGCGACGAGGAAUACUCUCUGCAACAGCAGCCUGCUAUGACCCGCUUGGCCUGGCCGCACCGCACGUGGUUCGGGGAAGGAUGGUUCUGCAAGAGCUGACACGGCUACGAAGUGGCUGGGACGAUCCCGUUCCUGUUGAAGUGGGAGCUGAGUGGGACAGAUGGCUGAGUGAGUUGAGCUGCCUGUUGGAUGCUCGAGUUCCGCGAUGUUUCAGCCCGCAGGGACUGAGUGCCGCGACGACUGUAAGUCUACACCACUUCGCCGAUGCCAGUCUCAAGGGGUAUGGGACAGCCUCCUACAUACGCACUGUGAGCGCAGAUGGUGAAAUAUCCUGCUCACUGGUGAUGGGACGAGGUCGAGUCGCCCCACUCAAGGCGAUUACAGUCCCAAGACUGGAACUAGCCGCAGCCAAGCUCGCCGUCGAAGUCAAUCAAGAACUCUUGCUCGCUUUGGACAGAAAGAUCCAGGACGUUACCUACUGGACGGACAGUACCACGGUACUGCGUUACAUCAGCAACGAGACCACUCGUUACCCUAUCUUCGUAGCGAACAGACUCGCCGCCAUCCAUGAUGGAUCAAGGAAGGAACAGUGGCGAUACGUACCCUCAUCGCUGAAUGCCGCAGACAUGGUUUCUAGAGGAAAUCUCCAUGAUCAAGACAUGUGGCAGAACGGACCAUCAUUCAUCUGGAAGUCACCGGAACAUUGGCCGAAGUCACCAUGCGUCGGUGAGAUUCGCCCUGACGACCCGGAAGUGAAGUCCACUCGGCUCUGUUCUGGCCUGUCGGCUGCAGCCGUGGCACGCAAGACUGAAGACUCCAGCCCACAGCCAAUGGAUCGUCUGAUCGAGUACCAUUCAUCAUGGAAGAAGCUCACGACAGCGGUGGCAUGGAUCCGCCGCACGAUUCAGGUCUUGCAGCGCAAGAUCAAAGGUGAAGAACCCUCAGGAAAACAGGAGCUCACACCUGCUGACUUGGAAGAUGCCGAGAGAAUCGUUGUGAAGCACGUUCAGAAGACGCACUUCCAGCAGGAGCUGGCCGAUUUGGGUGCUGGACGCGAAGUGCGCUGUGCCAGCCGUCUGGCACGUCUGAGCCCGUUUGUGGAUGAUGGCCUCAUCAGGAUGCGCGGACGCUUGACAAACUCUAACUUGGAUUGGACGACAAAGCAUCCUCUGAUCCUUCCAGACAAAGACAAGAUCGUGGAUCUCAUCAUCACUGAUUUGCACGAAAGAGUAGGGCACGAAGGGCGCAUGCAUGUUCUCUCAGAACUCAGGACGAAGUUCUGGGUCAUCAAAGGAAACAGCGCAGUACGGAGGUGUCUACACCGAUGUGUGAAAUGCAGAAGACGCCAUCGCCCGGUGGAAGGACAGAAGAUGGCAGACCUGCCGCGUGAUCGGGUGGAGGAGACUUCUCACCCGUUCUCCUGCACCGGUGUGGACUAUUUUGGUCCGUUGUAUGCCAAGAGAGGACGAGGACACGUGAAAAAGUUUGGUGUCAUCUUCACCUGUCUGAGCGUGAGAGCAGUACAUUUGGAACUUGCAGACAGCCUAUCAGCUGACUCUUUCAUCUGUGCGUUGCGCCGUUUCGUGGCCCGACGAGGCGAUGUGCGCCUGCUCCGCUCCGACAGGGGUACUAACUUCGUAGGAGCCGAAAGGGAGCUGCGAAGAGAAAUCGACACUCUGAUCUCAAGCAACAGUAGCAUUCAGAAGGAGAUGUUGAACAGGGGGAUCGAAUGGCGGUUCAAUACCCCCGCAGCCUCCCACCACGGCGGCGUGUGGGAAAGACUCAUUCGAAGCGUGCGUAAGACUUUGAACGCACUUCUAACAGGACAGACUUUCACAGAAGAAACGCUUCACACGUUUUUAUGUGAAGCAGAGUCAAUCAUCAACAACAGACCGUUGACUCCAGUGACGUCAGACCCACGGGAUGAACUACCCCUGACACCGAAUCACAUUCUUCACCUAAAAUGUGUGACGCAGAACCAGGAUUCGUCGGACGAACGAGAUUUGGACGGCCCCAAGAGAUGGAGGCAAGCGGCAUACCUGGCGGAGCAGUUUUGGCGCGCGUGGAGGCGUUUCUACUUGCCGCUUCUACAGGAGCGCUCCGUUGCUACAAGAAGCCGAACGAACCUGGCGCCAGGAGAUGUCGUCGUUCUGGUAGACGACCUAGUACCAAGAGGAGUGUGGCCUCUCGGCCGCGUGGUCGAGGCACUUAAAGGAGUUGAUGGUCGUGUGCGAUCGGUGAAGGUCCGCGCGAGGGGCACUGUGCUCCUUCGCCCAGUCACCAAGGUGGUGAAGAUCCUGGCUACCGAAGAAUAGAGUAUGGCAUCGUUUUUGAACCCGGAUGGUUCAAAAGGGGUGGGUGUUGGCGCCGCCUCGUCGGCGCACCGGCGCUCUCGUGUUUCCGUAAAGCGGCAGCUCUACUCAGAGCCGGCUGAAGGCCGAACCUUGUCAAGGUCACGGCCGCUGCGCGGCGCUCGGCCGGCUCACGUGGGGGACGAAUGGCCGGUUGGUCAGUGGUCUGUGCCUUUGUGUUUGUUUUUAUGUAGAAUAUCAACGGGUGAGUGAUAUUUCGAUACAGGUAUUGGUUUGUAUGUAGCUUGUAAGUGUGUCAUUUCGAUAUGUGUUGAUUAUUAAGCAGCUUCACAUGAUAAAACGAAAUGGCGAUGCUGCGAAGGCAAUCUGGCGCUGCGCCAAAUUUGUGGACAAUUUUUUGUUGAGCUUGUCGAUCGACCACAAACGCAAAUGAGCGAUAAUUCUGAUAGUUGUGUGUUAUUUAUUCGCUUACGAUAUGGUAUAUCGGUACAGUUGUGAUAUAUUUUCCUCUUUUGUGUGCAUUUCAGCGUUGUGCUAAUGGCGCUUAUACGAGGUUGAAGUUGGUGCGACCAAGAACCCGUUUUGCACGCUGAGACUUCGCAUGGGAGGCAAAACUUGUCGGUAUGAACUGAACUGGGGAUUUAGACUGUCAUUAUCUGUAAGAAAUUGUAUGCAAUCAUCACUUGUGACUGCGACUGAAAGUGUUUGCAUUUUUGUAUUUAAAGGUGUUCCGAGAUAAGAUACGAAAGUUAGUAAACAAUGUAUUUGAAACGCGUCAGAUAAGAUAUAAACAAAGGGAAAUU